Messenger RNA from Lucilia cuprina (Australian sheep blowfly), 1716 nucleotides. RefSeq lists its product as uncharacterized. The record is from RefSeq and is a predicted model, not a curated record. Gene Ontology annotation, molecular function: protein binding. NCBI's taxonomy places the organism in Eukaryota, Metazoa, Arthropoda, Insecta, Diptera, Calliphoridae. The transcript is spliced from 4 exons. Bases 86 to 1708 code for a protein of 540 amino acids.
AUGUACCGAAAAUUUCCAAGAUAUUUGUUUUUUUCUAUAUAUUUUUAUUCUUAUUUAUAAUACUCGAAGAUUAAUUGUCGUAAUCAUGAUAACAGUACGGGACUUUAAACAAAAAAAUGAUACAAAAACAAAUAAAGAAGAUGAAGUGAUAAAGCAGAAAGCUGCAACAGUCGACGAUACGAAAAACAAAUUCUCGGUCAUACACGUUGUGUCAGCAACACAACAGACCGUUGCGAUGGUACCGUUUAGAAAAUGUACUAUUUUAAAACAUGUAGCUGCCACAAAAGAUAAAACGCCACGACCUUUGCAUGUAUUAGCGCCAGCAGUAGAGGGAGCGGGAAAUGGUCAAGUAUACCAGCAACGUAAACGUAUGCUACCCGAAUAUAAAGAAUUGUUUGCAGCUUUAAUGAAACUACCAGAUAAAGAAAUGCAAAAUAAACUACUGGCUGUUAUUAACAGUCAUCAUUCACCUAGGGAAUAUAGAACGAUUGAAACGCAAACAGAUCCAGUUGAAAUCAAAGAUUUAUUAAGUAAAGAAACUGAAGACAUAUCAAUGCGAGAAACUGCCAAUGGUAGUGGUAAUGAAACACCUAAUAGUAAAGAUUCCAAUGCAUCCGAAGAGAUGGUGAAGAAAAGAAAACGAAAACGUAAAGUUUCUUUACCGCAAGCCAAUAAAGAAUCUCGCGCCAAGCAAUUAGCAAAAAUGAAUAAACCCAAAACGUCGAUGAUGAAUAAUGAUGCAGCAACGCCUUCGGCGCCAAAUGGACAGCAAUUAAACUCACCAAAACGGCAACGUAUCGAUUCAUUUUCAAUUUCAGAGUGCAGUUCGGAUAUUGUAAAUAUAUUCGAUGAUCAUCAGACAAAUGUAAUAAUGGAAUUUAAUAAAUUAAAUGAGCCAUUCGAAAAUGGUCUACUGCCAAUACAAGAUGCUGUUGUUAAAAAUCAAACGUAUAAAUUAAGUUUACAUAUUCCCAUAUGGCAAACCUAUAUAGGUACAGAUCUUAAUGAUAUACUAACAGAAGAAGAUGAGGAUUUAUUACAACUGGCCGUAAUAAACAUGUGUGACCCUUCAAUUAUAAGCCUAUUAUUGGAAAAAGGUUUAAAUCUUAAUACAUUCGAUGCUGAAUCAAAUACUAUUGUACAUUUAGCUAUAUUAAAUGACAUAACAGUCAAGUCACUAGAACAUUUAAUGAACAAAAUUGAGUUAAAAUUAUUACUUACCCUAAAUGAUGAGGGCUAUACACCAUUGCACUUGGCCAUAAGACAAGAUCGUUUUCUAUUAGCGGAAUGCAUGCUAAAUAUCUUAGAUGAACGUCUAAUGAAAAAAGUAUUUUAUAAACGGCAACUAGAUGAACUGGAAACAGAUGAAAAAGUUUUAAAGAAACAAUUUCAUAAUUAUUAUGAAAAGAUAUGCCUACGAAUGGCCCUAGACGAUGAGACAAAUACGUCUAUAAUUGAUAAUCAUGAUUUGAAACAGAAAUUAUUGCAAGCCGGUGAUCGUAGAAGUGGGAAUACAGUGUUAUACUUUGCAAUAGAUAAUCGAUAUGAACACUUAAUUUAUUUUCUUUUAGCCCACUUAACAGAUCCACGUACGGAAAAUUUAAGUGGUCUUGAUUGUAAAUCAUAUUUUAGCGAAUUUGGCAAAUCUCUUAAUUUAAGUUUAAAUAUUGAUAAUACUAUGGAAAAGGUAAUAAAGUUAUUAUCGUAGAAAAUUAA